Messenger RNA from Sparassis crispa, 453 nucleotides. RefSeq lists its product as hypothetical. Bases 1 to 453 code for a protein of 150 amino acids. The transcript has a single exon. The record is from RefSeq and is a predicted model, not a curated record. Lineage: Eukaryota; Fungi; Basidiomycota; Agaricomycetes; Polyporales; Sparassidaceae.
AUGACCCUCCCUCCUCUCACGCACAACCUUGCACGACGCACUCGACCGGCCGAUACUCUGCUCUCCACCUCCACCUCCACCUCCGUCCCACCUCCCCUCGACCAUCCACCCGCCCGACGACCCCACCCCAUCCCACACGUACAAGCACGAAGCGAGAACGAGCGGACGACCCAGCCGGGUCGCUCACUCGUCCGCGUCCGCUACGGGCAAGGCCCCGGCCAGCUCACCACAGCAACAGCGUUUCCCGGCCGUCGUGAUCAGGCUGGCUGGCGACAGCGGCGGGGGCUGCUCGUCGUCUCGGGCCGUCCGGGGAUAGCACUGCAGGGCGGGACGUUGGACGUGAUGUGUCGCUGUCGCAGUCAGCGAGUCGUCCCCACCCCCCCCAGGGUGUGCCGCAAUCUGACGCGGUGCGCCGUCGGCAGGAAGCUAACCCAACGACGCUCGACUAGGUAG